Entamoeba dispar SAW760 is the source of this 309-nucleotide messenger RNA. RefSeq lists its product as uncharacterized. The record is from RefSeq and is a predicted model, not a curated record. NCBI's taxonomy places the organism in Eukaryota, Evosea, Mastigamoebida, Endamoebidae. Gene Ontology annotation, biological process: mitotic DNA replication checkpoint signaling; mitotic G2 DNA damage checkpoint signaling; DNA replication initiation. The transcript has 2 exons. Bases 1 to 309 code for a protein of 102 amino acids.
AUGACAACACAACCUAUUCAAGAGAUUUCGAAUCAGUUUUUAAGUGGGUAUGUGAUAUGUGUUAGUGGGUAUUCUACCGAUGAACGAGUGUUAUUAGGAGGAAUGAUUGAACAAUUUGGAGGAAUUUAUAUGGAAGAUAUGGAAAGUCGGUCAGUUUCUUUUCUUUUAUCAAAAGGAUUAACAAGUGAUAAAGCAAGACAUGCAAAAAGGUGGGGAGUACCAGUUUUAAAUCAUCAAUGGCUAUUUGAUUGUAUUAUUGAACGAAGAUUUGUUUCAAUAAAUAAUUACAUAUUAAAUCCUAGUAUGUAG